This is a messenger RNA of Patiria miniata (bat star), 876 nucleotides long. Its product is annotated as carbohydrate sulfotransferase 14-like. The coding region runs from base 1 to 876 and encodes 291 amino acids. Gene Ontology annotation, biological process: carbohydrate biosynthetic process. Gene Ontology annotation, molecular function: sulfotransferase activity. NCBI's taxonomy places the organism in Eukaryota, Metazoa, Echinodermata, Asteroidea, Valvatida, Asterinidae. Gene Ontology annotation, cellular component: membrane. The transcript has 2 exons. The record is from RefSeq and is a predicted model, not a curated record.
AUGAGAAACGUGUCUACGUUUAAGCACAGCGAUCUGAAUGAUAUCAUGGCGAAGGAGCAGGACAGAAGAUUGACUCUGCUGAAGGAAGGUUGCAAGUAUUUUAACAUGUCAACCUCGGGUCGCGUGGACUUUGCUCACAUGCUCGUCAACGACGCGCAUAAGCUCCUCUUCAACUUCAUCCCUAAAGUGUCCUGCUCAACCUGGAAAGGGGUACUGAGUAAACUGCGCUCGCACAACAACACGGGCUUUGCCACGCUGGGUAGAUACUCCGCAGAAGAGCAGAACGCCCGAUUGGCCAACUACCGCAAAGUUAUCUUUGUCCGGGAACCAAUGAGUCGCAUUCUCUCGGCCUACAUGAGUAAGUUCUGCGCUCUGGCCACGCGUAACAAACCCGACUUGCAGCUCCAGUGGGAACGAUGGUUUGGGCGAGACAUUGUCAGGCGGUAUCGAGACAAGAAGGUGCGAACUUUCAAAGAGGGGCAGUUCCUAAACAUCACACUGAGCGAGUUUAUGACAUACGUUUGCGAUCUGGGCAGCGGUAUUAGAAUGAGCCAAAUCAACGACCAUUGGCUUCCGCAACACGUCAUCACUCACCCGUGCCAAAUCAAGUACGAUUUCAUCGGUCAUUUUGAAAACCUGUCCGUCGAAGGGCCGUACGUUUUGAAGUGGCUGGGCGUGGACCGGUUUGUCAAGUUCCCUGAAUACCACGACUCCAAUGCUGUGAAGAACCUUGUUAACUAUUACAAGGAGGUGCCACUCGGUGUCAUACAGAGAAUGAGCAAAUACUACGAGAUUGACUAUAAACUGUUUGGGUACUCAGUGGAUGGUACUGCCAGUCAGUUGACCAAAAGCCUAUUUGGUAGUUAUGAUGAAUAG